This is a messenger RNA of Lactuca sativa (garden lettuce), 1213 nucleotides long. RefSeq names its product guanosine deaminase. Gene Ontology annotation, molecular function: zinc ion binding; guanosine deaminase activity. The record is from RefSeq and is a predicted model, not a curated record. NCBI's taxonomy places the organism in Eukaryota, Viridiplantae, Streptophyta, Magnoliopsida, Asterales, Asteraceae. Gene Ontology annotation, biological process: purine nucleoside catabolic process.
AGCUGAAGAUGAUGGACAUCCAAAUCAAACCCAAAUGGAAAACGAAUCAAACCAUAGAAUCCUAUACCUGUAUUGUAGUUAGAGAUAAAAAUCCAAAUGAAACAAAAAUAGAAUCCAAAUCAUACCCAAAUCAACUCUAGCUCUCUGCUCAAAUCCGAAAUGAAACCCUAGUUUCAUCUUUCUUCAACACACAGAGGCAAACGAUGGUGGUAGUGUAAGUGUAGCUGUGUUCGUAGCAGUGGUGCGUGUGUUUGUCGCAUCAUUUUUAGAUCUAGGGAUUACCUUCUUCUGUCGUUGUCCUCCGUUUUUUGCCCACAGCUUUGUAUGGAAUUUGAAGCAGAUAGAGAUAAAAGGUAUCAGAAGGUGUCUAUGUUUAUGUUGAGGUGGUGAGAAAUAGAGGAGGUGUCGCGAUGAGAGCAAGCUGAAGAGAAAACAGAGAAAGGUGAAGAGAACACGUGGAUUGCAGAUGGCAGAGAUUGCCAAAUGGAAUAAACCACUGUUCAUCGACCCAUUAAUAAAUCAUCUGCCUCUCAAAUCUUCUUCAACUAAAGGAGUCCUUUUGUUCUUUCGACUCAGCACAUAAUCAUCUGCUAUCUGAUUCCUUCAUGGAGGAAGCUAACACAGUUGCAGAGGACAAAGACAACAAAUUCUUGAUGAAAGCUGUUAAAGAAGCUUAUAAAGCAGUAGAAUCUGGAGAUGGAGACCCAUUUGGUGCAGUGGUUGUUUACAAAGAUGAGAUUGUUGUGAGUUGUCAUAACAUGAUUUCAAAACACACGGAUCCAACUGCACAUGCAGAAGUUGUAGCAAUAAGAGAGGCAUGUAAAAAGCUGAACCAAAUCGAGCUCUCAGAUUGUGAAAUGUAUGCCUCUUGUGAGCCUUGCGCUAUGUGCUUUGCAGCCAUUCAGUAUUCAAAAUUUAAGAGGUUGGUAUAUGGGGUUAAAGUUGAAGCAGCCAUUGCAGUUGGGAUCGACGCCUUGAUUUCAGAUGCAUUAAGAGGAACCGGAUCUUUUCAGAAGGUUGAACUCAAGAUAAAAAAAGCUGAUGGUGAUGCAGCUGUUAUUGCAGAACAAGUUUUUGAGAACACUAAAGCCAAGUUCACUUGUUGAAAACACCAUAUGCAUAUGUUCUAAUGAGCUAAUUUGAAAUUCAUAAAGGUGUAGCAAGUUACAUAUAUGUUGUCUAAAUUUGGUAAAAAAUUACAAGUUGGUUACUA